Molecule: messenger RNA, 921 nt
Organism: Anisakis simplex (herring worm)
Lineage: Eukaryota; Metazoa; Nematoda; Chromadorea; Rhabditida; Anisakidae
Source: the annotation of a GenBank genome assembly
AUGGCAGCACCGCAGUUGGUACAACUUCAAGUCGGAGAGCAAGUGGAUCGUUGGCAUAUCGAUAAGAAGCUUGGAGAGGGUGGAUUUGGUGCUGUUUACCUGGUAUCCGAUCCAACGGGAACGUAUGCGUUGAAAGUGGAGGGUGUAAAUGAGCAAAUUCAAGUGCUGAAAAUGGAGGUGUACGUUUUGACUGAGUUGAAUAAACGUAACAGUCGUCACUUUUGUAAGAUUAUGGACAAGGGUAGAUAUGGCUCGUUCAAUUACGUCGUUAUGACGGUCGUCGGCAAAAGUCUUCAGGAUUUACGUAAAGCUGGUCCAGGACAACACUUAUCAAUGGGUUCGGCACUUGGUGCUGGUAUUCAAGCACUAGAGGCACUCGAGGAUCUACACGGGAUCGGUUACCUACAUCGAGACGUUAAACCUGGCAAUUACACUGUCGGUCGACCUGAGUUGAAUGAACUGAGAAAAAUUUAUAUUCUCGACUUUGGAAUGUGCCGUAAAUUCACUAAUUCUCAGAAUGUAAUUCGCAAACCGCGUGCAGCGGCAGGUUUCCGAGGCACGGUGCGUUACGCGCCCAUCUCGUGUCACCUUCAACGUGAACUGUGUCGCAAGGAUGAUGUUGAAACUUGGAUAUAUAUGCAGGUCGAACUCACCACCGGUAAUUUACCUUGGAAGAAUGUCGCCGACAUGAAUCAGGUAGGUGAAUACAAGAAACGUUGUCGCUUCGAGCCGGCAAUCAACGAACUGAUGGGCGGAUGUGCACCCGAACUGCGACAAAUCAUGCAAAUGGUCGAUGCGUUAAAAUACUACGAUACACCACCUUAUCAGCAAAUCUACGAUCUGAUGCGUCGUUCGUUCCAGUCAACUGGCACCCAGGAAUUCCCGUAUGACUGGGAGAAACCUGGUGGUGGUAUAUUCUAG